AAGGCCGACAGCCGUCGAAGGCCGGCCUGACCUAUGCAAGGCCCCACCGUCGCGGCGGUGUACGUCGUCGUGUGCGUCGGCUUCACGGUCGGCCUCUUUGUGGCGUACUCGCUCUGGGCGCUCGCCUCCGAGAGCGCGGCUGGCAAAGGCCGCCCGAGAGCGCGGCGGGCCGAGCAGCUGCAGGCGGGGAAGCGGCGCGAUGAUCGCCGCAGCGCCGAUGUGCAGGCCCGCCUGCAGCGUGCCUUCCACGCGCGCCGCCGGCUUCGCGUGCGCGUGCAGGGCCUCAUGCUGACGACGGCCCUGGCGGUGCUCGUCUGGGGCCUUAUCCCCGCCGGGCUGGUCGCGGCGGACCUGUGGCCAGAGUCGCUGCACAGCUGGGUCACCGCCUUCUGCGCCUUCCCCGUCGCCUUUGUCUUCACGCUGAUGUCGCUCCGCCCGACCGACACCGUGUGCAUCCGCGUCGUGAGCGGCUGCUGGCUCGUCAUCGCGCUCCUGCUGACGGGCUGCUUUGUCGCGCUCGCGCUCGGGCACCCCGAAGACGACCCCGCCGAGACGGAGUGGUACUUUGGGGCGCAGGCGCUCAUCUGCAGCGGCCGCGUCCUCUUCGAGGUCCACGCCACCGUCUCCAGCCCGCCCCCCCGCCGCCGGCUGCUCCGCCUCACGGGCGUCGUGCGCGGCUCCAUGGCCCUGGGCGGGCUGGCCUCGCUGCUCUACUUUCCGCUGCGCGCGCUGUACCUCGAGCCCGCGUUUGCCUCGUCCAAGGACUUUGUCCCCUCCCUCGCCAUCGGCGUGGUCGAGAUCGUGUGCGCGGUGCUCCUGCACCCGCGGCUGCGAGGAGUGGCGCUCGCCGCCCUGAGCCGGAUCGGCUCCACGCCCGAGGAGCGGGAGGCGGCGGUGGUCGCCUCGCUGUGCUCGCUCGGCCGCCUCACCCGCUCCGAGCUGCUGCCGCUCGCCGAGGCCAGCUUUCGCGCGGUCCGCUUCGACAAGCUGCGAGAGUCGGACCUCUCCCCGAGAGGGCUGGCGCCCGGGCCCGCGGCGGGCGCGGCGCCGCUCGGCGAGCCGUGCGAGCUCGGCGAGUGCGACGCCUUUGUGAGCCACGCGUGGAGCGACCCGGCCGGCGCCAAGUGGGCGGCGCUGCGCGCAUGGGCCGAGCGGUUCGAGGCCGAGGAAGGCCGCUGGCCCAAGGUCUGGGUCGACCGGGUGUGCAUAGACCAGGCCAACAUCGAGGCGUCGCUCCCGUGCCUCCCGAUCUUCCUCGCGGGCUGCCACACGCUCGUCAUCCUCGCCGGGCCGAGCUGGUCGUCGCGGCUCUGGUGCGUCAUCGAGCUCUUCACCUUCCUCCGCAUGAAGGGCGCCGAGGACCGGAUCUGCGUGGUGCCCCUGCUGCCCGGCGACACGGCGCAGGAGCAGCGCGCAGCACUCGAGGGCGUCGUCGCCUCCUUCGCCUCCUUCGACGCGAGGCAGGCGCUCUGCUCGCGCUCCGAGGACCGCGAGGCGCUGCUCGCCGUGAUCGAGACGUCGUUUGGCUCGCUCGCCUCCUUCAGCGAGUGGGCCAAGAGCCUCUUCUCGGAGCGCGCAACCAUCGUGAGCCGCCACUUUGACGCGCGAGAGACCGUCGGCGCGUGGGGCGGCGUAGAGACGAGCCGCGGGUGGCAGGGGCUCUCGCGGCUGUUCCGCGCGCGCAGCGGCGCCGCCGGGAGCCGCUCCGGUCGGCGCUCCCGGCGGCACUCGAGCGCAGCGGGCAGCGCGUGCAGCGGCGCGAGCAGCGGGCCAGUCGCGGCCUCGCCACGAGUGAGCGAUGCGACGCGAGGAACUUCUGCGGAGGAGUGCGAGGUGGUUUAGGGUUUAGCGCACAUAUGGGACAACACUGGCGCGGUGCGAGAUGUCGCCGUUGAAUUAUUGAACGACGUCGACGAUGAGCGCGAAGGCCUGAAUUUUUAGCCAAUUCUUGAUUUCUUUCGCUAUGGUAGUGCCAGUUCG
Molecule: messenger RNA, 1980 nt
Organism: Emiliania huxleyi CCMP1516
Lineage: Eukaryota; Haptophyta; Isochrysidales; Noelaerhabdaceae
Exons: 3
Coding region: 34-1842 (602 amino acids)
Source: RefSeq, a predicted model, not a curated record